AUGUACACCACCCGAACAGCCACUGCUUGCACCAGGACGAGUGGGCGGGCUGCCGCCCAGGCCCUCAAGGCUCUCAAUGGCCUGCCACACCAGGCAAUCGUUGUGAGCCUCAGGCCCGGCUUCAUUUCUAUCCAACACCAGCCAUGGUCGGUCUCGAAGAGGAACUUCUCUUCAACCCCUGCCACCCAGAUCAAGGAGUUCUUCCCCGUGAAGGAAACGGAAAACAUCCGCAAGACACCUGCCUCGUGGGAACACCCAGUCUACACGUACGAACAGAUGAACGCCGUCAAGAUUGCCCAUCGCGAGGCCGAGACGUGGUCGGACUGGACUGCUCUGGCGAUGACGAGAGUGCUCCGCUGGGGCUUGGAUCUAGCAUCCGGCUACCGCAAGGCCAAGCCUGGAGAGACGACGAUGACGGAGCGCAAGUACAUGAUCCGCAACGUCUUCCUCGAGAGCGUGGCCGGCGUGCCCGGCAUGGUGGCGGCCGUCAUCCGCCACCUGCACUCGAUGCGGCGCAUGAAGCGCGACAACGGCUGGAUCGAGACGCUCCUCGAGGAGUCGUACAACGAGCGCAUGCACCUGCUCACCUUCCUCAAGAUGGCCGAGCCCGGCUGGUUCAUGCGCCUGAUGGUGCUCGGCGCGCAGGGCGUCUUCUUCAACGCCAUGUUCAUCUCCUACCUCGUCUCGCCACGCAUCUGCCACCGCUUCGUCGGCUACCUCGAGGAAGAGGCCGUCAUGACGUACACGCGCGAGAUCGAGGACCUCAACGCCGGAAAGCUGCCCAUGUGGGAGAAGAUGCAGGCCCCCGAUAUCGCCAUCGACUACUGGAAGAUGCCUGAGGACCGUCGGACUAUGCGCGACCUGCUCCUGUAUAUCCGCGCUGAUGAGUCGAAGCACCGCGAGGUCAACCAUACCCUCGGCAACCUGGACCAGAAGCAGGACCCGAACCCCUACGCUAGCCAGUACAAGGACUUGACCAGGCCGCACCCGACCAAGGGCAUUGAGUGGCAGCGCCCUACCGGUUGGGAGCGCAGCGAGGUUGUUUGA
Lasiodiplodia theobromae is the source of this 1047-nucleotide messenger RNA. RefSeq names its product Alternative oxidase. The transcript is spliced from 2 exons. The coding region runs from base 1 to 1047 and encodes 348 amino acids. Gene Ontology annotation, molecular function: alternative oxidase activity. The record is from RefSeq and is a predicted model, not a curated record. NCBI's taxonomy places the organism in Eukaryota, Fungi, Ascomycota, Dothideomycetes, Botryosphaeriales, Botryosphaeriaceae. Gene Ontology annotation, cellular component: mitochondrion. Gene Ontology annotation, biological process: alternative respiration.